Molecule: messenger RNA, 1887 nt
Organism: Exophiala xenobiotica
Lineage: Eukaryota; Fungi; Ascomycota; Eurotiomycetes; Chaetothyriales; Herpotrichiellaceae
Exons: 3
Coding region: 1-1887 (628 amino acids)
Molecular function (GO): oxidoreductase activity
Source: RefSeq, a predicted model, not a curated record
AUGACUACCACGAAGCCAGCCAUCAAGGCCCUCAAACCUUCAACAAUCGCCAGUACAGGACCGUUCGCGCACGUCACGCAUACGGAUGGCCCGGCAAGAAUCGUUUACACUUCCGGCAUGGUCGGCCAGUUCCAGGACGGCAGCAUCGCCGACUCGUACGUCGAGCAGAUCAAGCAGAGCCUUGUCAACCUGAAACACUGCCUCGACGCCUCCGGUGCAGGUGUCAAGGACAUUCUGAAAUUGACAUAUUACAUUGUCAACUACGACCCGAACAACCGGCGCCAUGCUGGUUUGAUAUUCGAGUGGCUUGAAGGGCACAGGCCUGCAACAGCUCUUGUUCCUGUCCCGUAUCUGGCCAACCCAAAGUUUCUGUUUGAGAUCGAGGCCGUGGCUGCUGUGCGGGACCCGGCAUUAGAUGCACCCAUCCCAGCUCUUGUACCUGGGAAGACCGAGAAGUUUGACGUCGUGGUCGUCGGGGCGGGUCUGAGUGGACUGCAAGCGGCGUACGAUCUGCAGAAAGCAGGGCUGAAGACUGUUGUCCUCGAGGCCCGUGAUCGCGUAGGUGGUAAGACCUGGACGGUCCCGACGGCCAGCGGGAAGGGACAGAUCGAUCUGGGAGGUGCGUGGAUCAAUGACAGCAACCAGUCGAGAAUGUGGGCGCUCGGCCAGAGGUUCGGGAUGGAGUAUAUCGUGCAGACCACCCAGGGUGAUUGUGCGUUGCAAGAUUACGGACGGUUCCCGUUCGGCCAGCUUCCUCCGUUCGAGGGCAAAGAAGAACUGGACAAUUUCGUCAUGUUUCGAGAUUUGGUCGAGACUCGUUGCCAGACCAUCGACGUCGAAAAGCCAUGGGUGGGCGGCAAGCAUUACGAUUCGAUGACCUUUGAGGAAUUCGCGAAGCAGUCGGGCGCCUUGCCCAAGACUGUAGAGUAUGCGAAUCUGUGGAUCCGGGCAAUGCUGGGCGUCGACGGAUCCGAGAUCUCAGCCCUGUACUUCCUGCAUUACUGCAAGAGUGGCGGCGGGUUCGUGCAGAUGAGGUCGGACGGCAAGCAUGGAGGGCAACACCUUCGCAGCAAGACUGGCUCGCAACCAUACUCCGAAGGCCUGGCCUCACUAUUGACACCAGGUUCAGUGUUGUUGUCGUGUCCAGUCUCAUCGAUCCGGCAGAACGCCGCCGGUGUCCUGGUUUGCACGACAAACAACCUCACCAUUCGCGCCAGGAAAGUCAUCGUCUCCGUCCCGACGCCGCUGUACCGGGACAUCACCUUCGCACCGGCACUGACGGGAGCCAAACUCGCGCUCGCUUCGUCGACACGUCUUGGCUACUUCGCCAAGGUCAUUCUCGUCUAUGCAGCACCGUGGUGGACGAAUGCCGGUCUCGCGGGACUCGCGCAUUCAUUCAACACCACCUCGGACGGAAAAUCGAGCAACGGCAGCGGACCGAUCACGCUCAUUCGAGACACGUCAGACGCUGAAAGCGGCGUGUACGCACUGACGUGCUUCGUCCUCGCCAACGUGGGCCGCGAAUGGUCGAAACUGCCCGCGGCGCAGCGACGGAAAGAGGCGCUCGAACAAGUCGUGCAGAUCUAUCCGGACGUCGACGCGGAAUUGAUCCUCGGCCCCGUCGAGGUGUUCGAGCUGGAAUGGAGUAAAGAGGAAUUCAGCAAGGGAUGUCCGUGUCCCGUGACAGCGCCCGGUGUGAUGACCAGUGUGGGUCAUGCGAUUCGAGAGCCCUUUGGCAAUGUGCACUUCGUUGGCACCGAGACGAGUGUUGUCUGGAAAGGGUACAUGGAAGGCGCGGUAAGAAGUGGUGAGCGUGGGGCAUCGGAGGUCAUUGAGGCUCUCCAGACGCCGAAAAAGACGAGCGGGAAGAUAGCGGCGAGGCUGUAG